GACAUGGUUUAGUGAUGGUUUUUUAUCAGAGUUAGGUUGAUGGUUGGAGUAGAUGAUCUUAAAGGUCCCUUCCAACCUGGACAAUUCUAUGAGUCUAUCAAUCUCAGGAUUCUUUUUCAGCCACUACAUGAAGCUUCAGGAGCCACUACAGAAGCUUCGCUCUGCAGGUUCAGCCUGAACCACCGGCCUGACAAAAGCCACUGUGUCAGGAACUAGAAGACGCGGGGGGGGAAAGUGAUUCAGAGUGAAGAUGAGACAACCUUCCAAAAACCCUGGACCAAGCACUUCUGGAGAGUUUGUAAGAAAUAUCCCCACUUGUGGAGGGUAAAUCUGUGGAAGGUAUCACACCCCCCUCCACUUACGACAUUUCUCUGUCACUCACAGGAGGGAAAUACCAAAGUGCAAUUGCUGCAGAGGGCAAUCAGAUAAUGCUGGUUGCUAAUUGCCACUGCCGGGGAAGCCUCAUUAUGCUCCAGUCUGGGUGAAGCAAGUUUUAGUCGCUGAAGCUCCGCCACUAACAUGGCACCAACCUUUUCUCCCUCUUCCCCAAAAGGCUGUCAUUUCAGUCAGCGUCGUAUGCCAUGCUCAGUAUUUAUAUUUAUAUAAAAUUUAUGUAUAUAUAUCUAUAGCCAGGCAGCUGUAAGCAGCCUGAGUGAUGUAGCUGGGUGAGAUGCACCCGAGGGGCCACGCAAACAGUGGCUGUUUGCCAGAAGAUCAAUAUGUGGCCACCUAAAGAUGCCACAAGCCAUCUUGCUCGACAUCCCUGGGGCAGGACUGUGCUCCCUCCCCACUUUAUUCUCCGAAAUCCUCCCUGGACCAGCUGCGUCCCCCGGGGGGACCGGGAUGCUCUACGUGCUCAGCUCCCCUGGGACCAGAUGGGAUGGGCAGCAGAAGAAAAGCAGAGCUACCCUCUCAAGUGUGGUGACACCAAAGUGACGUCGGAAGGAGGAAGCGCCCCGGAGCCGGAGCAGCAGCGGCCGAUCCCGCGCUGCUGCUGGUGUAUCUUCACCCCCUUAUCUCCCAGCUUCACCCAUCUUGUGGGCUGGCUUCCUACUGGAGCAGAGGAGCUGGGGUCUUCUCCUGGGGCUCCAGAAGGGCUCUGGGAAUAGCUGCGUCCACGGUGCGGUGGGGGAGGAUUUCAUCCCACCCCAUGGAUUUAAUGCUCCGGCACGGCGUUGUCACCUCAAUUCUGGGGACUUCCCAGUGAAUUUGGUUCAGACCCAGAUGGCAGAGGCAUCGAUGGAUCCCUGUGUGGCUGCCACAAAGUACGCUCUCUGCACCAGCAUCUCGUGUUAAAUAAGAAAACUCCACAACCCCUGUGACAGCAUAAGUGUCCUUGGAAGCUCCUAAAGGUCAAAAAGCAGGUGGGAACAGAGAAGCAAAGAAACCUCGACAGACACUACUGUGUUUCUUCAGAGCUGGAGAUAUUUUUUGAAGCCCCCUGUGGCUCUGGUGUGUGAGUCCCUGAGAUGUCACUGAGAACCGAAAGCCAUGCAGCUACGUCGACGCUGAAGAAGAUCGCUGCAGACAUGAGCAACAUCAUCGAGAGCCUGGACACCAGGGAGCUCCACUUCGAGGGGGAGGAGGUCGACUCGGAGGUGCUAAAUGACCCAAAAGGUGCCGCGUGCAUUCCCUUCUCUGCCAUCUACCACACCUGUGGGUUCAAGGAGCCGGGCACGCAGACAUACCUCACGGGAUGUCCCAUCCGAGUGCGUGUGUUGGAAGUGGAACGCUUUACUUCCACGAAGAAGGUACCAAGCCCCAACGUUUACACCAUCGAGCUGACCCAUGGCGAGUUCACCUGGCAGGUGAAAAGGAAGUUCAAGCACUUCCAGGAGUUUCACAGGGAGCUGCUGAGGUACAAAGCCUUCGUGCGCAUCCCUAUCCCUACCAGGAGCCACACGGUGAGAAGACAAUCCAUCAAAAGGGGAGAGCCGAGGCAGAUGCCGAGUCUGCCGCACACGGCGGAGAGCACGGUGCGGGAAGAGCACUUCUCCAGCAGGAGGAAACAGCUGGAAGACUACUUGACAAAGAUCCUAAAAAUGCCGAUGUACAGGAACUACCAUGGAACAAUGGAGUUCAUUGGAGUGAGCCAGCUGUCGUUCAUCCAUGACCUGGGACCAAAGGGCAUAGAAGGGUUGAUCAUGAAGCGCUCCGGGGGCCACCGCAUACCCGGCCUGAACUGCUGCGGCCAAGGAAGGAUGUGCUACCGAUGGUCCAAAAGGUGGCUGGUGGUGAAGGACUCUUUCCUGCUGUACAUGAAGCCAGACUCAGGGGCCAUUGCCUUUGUCCUGCUGGUAGAUAAGGAAUUCAACAUCAAGAUUGGCCAGAAAGAAACAGAAACUAAAUACGGGUUGCAGAUCGACAAUCUCUCUAGGUCGCUGAUUUUGAAGUGUAACAGCUACAGACAUGCCCAGUGGUGGAGGCAGGGCAUCGACGAGUUCGUUCGGAAACACGGCAAGGACUUCCUCACGGAGCAUCGCUUCGGCUCCUAUGCAGCCGUGCAGGAGAACACCUUGGCCAAGUGGUAUGUAAACGCCAAGUCGUACUUUGAAGAUGUGGCAAAUGCCAUGGAAGCAGCUAAGGAAGAGAUUUUCAUCACGGAUUGGUGGCUGAGCCCAGAAAUCUUCAUGAAGCGACCGGUUGUGGAAGGAAAUCGCUGGCGGCUGGACUGUAUCCUCAAGCGGAAAGCACAACAAGGAGUGAGGAUUUUUGUUAUGCUGUACAAAGAGGUGGAGCUUGCCCUAGGGAUCAACAGCGAAUACAGCAAGCGGACGCUCAUGCACCUCCAUCCCAACAUUAAGGUGAUGAGACACCCAGACCACGUGUCCUCCUCUGUGUACCUCUGGGCCCACCACGAGAAGCUUGUCAUCGUUGACCAGUCGGUGGCAUUUGUGGGUGGCAUCGACUUGGCCUACGGCAGGUGGGACGAUGACGAGCAUCGCCUGACUGACGUGGGCAGCGUGAAACGAAUGACGGCCGUGAAGUCAGUGUCCACGACCAACCUGGCAUCUGCAGCAGAGUCGUCUGAACAUGUCCCCCUGCAGCUGCAAGCUCUGUCCCCAGAAAGCCACAUUUUCCAGAGAAAUGCGGACGAUGCGCCGGACGUAGCAAAAAUGAAAGGAGUUGGAAAAUCCAAAAAGUUUUCCAAGUUUAGUAUUUACAAGCAUCUCCAUAAACACAGCAUGCACCACGCCGACAGCGUCAGCAGCAUCGACAGUGAAUCAAGUUACUGUAACCCCACUAGAAGUCAACCGAAUAUAAUCCAGAGUUUAAAGCCCCAUCUGAAAAUGUUCCAUCACCACACUGAAUCCAAACCGGGGCUCGCUGAGCCUCAGGAGGAUAAAGGAUCCAUCCGCAGCUUGAAGACGGGUGUUGGGGAGCUGCUUGGGGAAACCAGGUUCUGGCACGGAAAAGACUAUUGCAACUUUGUCUUUAAAGACUGGGUUCAGCUUGACAAACCUUUUGCUGACUUCAUUGACAGAUACACCACCCCGAGGAUGCCCUGGCAUGACAUCUCCUCCGUGGUGCAUGGCAAAGCGGCACGUGAUGUGGCCCGACACUUCAUCCAGCGCUGGAACUUCACCAAGAUUAUGAAGCCCAAAUACCGGUCCCUGUCCUACCCGUUCCUGUUGCCAAAAUCUCAGCAAACUGCUAACGAGUUGAAGUAUCAGGUGCCCGAGGCUGUUCAUGCCACAGUCCAGGUGAUCCGUUCUGCUGCUGACUGGUCGGCCGGCAUUAAAUACCACGAGGAGUCCAUCCACAACGCCUACGUCAGCGUGAUCGAGAACAGCAAGCACUACCUCUACAUCGAAAACCAGUUUUUUAUUAGCUGUGCCGAUGACAAAGUUGUCUGGAACAAGGUCGGCGAUGCGAUUGCUCAGAGGAUUCUGAAAGCUCACAGGGAAAACAAGCGUUUCCGAGUAUACGUGGUGAUCCCGCUGCUGCCUGGGUUUGAAGGAGACAUUUCCACCGGUGGGGGCAACGCGCUGCAGGCCAUAAUGCACUUCAACUACAGGACCAUGUGCCGAGGAGAAAACUCCAUCCUGGGCCAGCUGAAGGCAGAAGUUGGAGAUAAGUGGAUAAACUACAUAUCGUUCUGUGGACUUCGAACACAUGCAGAGCUGGAAGGAAAACUAGUCACAGAGCUCAUCUAUGUGCACAGCAAACUGCUUAUUGCUGAUGACAACACAGUUAUAAUUGGCUCUGCCAACAUCAACGACCGCAGCAUGCUGGGCAAGCGGGACAGCGAGAUGGCCAUCAUCGUGCAGGACACCGAGACCGUCCCCUCCGUGAUGGACGGGGAGGAUUACAAUGCUGGCAAGUUUGCCCAGUCCCUCCGGCUGCGGUGCUUCAGGGUUGUCCUUGGCGGCUCCGAUCUCAAUCCGGAACACCAGGAUCCCGUCUGUGACAAAUUCUUCAAGGAGGUGUGGAUUUCUACAGCAGCUCGCAAUGCCACCAUCUUCGACAAGGUUUUUCGAUGCCUUCCCAGCGACCAGGUGAAUAAUUUAACCCAGCUGCGGGAUUUCAUCAACAAGCCCAAACUGGCAAAUGAUGAUCCUGUGAAAGCAGCAGAAGAACUGAAAAAGAUUCGUGGGUUUUUAGUACAAUUCCCCUUUCGUUUUCUGGAGGAAGAGUACUUGCUUCCCUCCGUCGGAACGAAGGAGUCCAUGGUACCCAUGGAGGUUUGGACUUAAGAAGAGGCAGACUGCUGGACAUUUUUAAAGUCUGGUUCUCUAGAGACAAGUUGAUGGGCGAUACAGGAUUUUGGAAAGCUUUUUAUUGCUAAGGGAAGCAAAACAAAAAAAAGAUCUCCACCAAGCUGACGUGCCUUUCGUAAGGAUUUUGGUGGAAGAACUUGAAGCAAAUCAACACUAGCAAAGGAGAGGAGCAGAAAGACUUGGAAAUUACAGCAAAUGAGAAGUUUAUCCUUUGAGGAGUUACUUCUUUAAGACCUGUUCUGAGCACAUAAAGGAUGCAGGCCACUUCCUAGGAUAGGAAACGCCAGUUGAUGUUACUGCUGUGCACCGUGGUUGCGUACGUACCCUGAUCAUGCUGUGGCUUCACAGGUGUCCCAGGCUGCAUGUGCUUUGAAGGCUUUCAGGUGGCUCUCCAGAGUCCCCUCAUCACUCCUUCGUACGCCGUCAGAGCACAUCACCUACCUUUGGAGCUGUGGGGAAAGGGCUGCUCGGUGCUGCCUCGGGCUGUCCUACCGUCACAGCUUCCCAAGCGAAGGUGUUUCGCUUCUCACAUGGGAAGCAAAGCAACAAUCUUGUAUCAGAAUCAGCGUUUUUCAGUCUCUUCUCCCCUCUGGGGGAAAAAAAACCCUUGUUUCUACCACAGCUGGAGCAAUCAGUGGUCCUCACGCCCAGCCUGGUGCUGCCUGGCUCUUGGCAAAGGGCAGCCUGGAUGGAGCUGGAGGUGCUGGAAACCACCAGGGCUUGCUGGCCUUUGCCAACACACAGAACAUCAGUUUGUUCCAGCUGUGUGUGAAGGCUUUUCUCCAGGAGAGGAUCAAGGUUUAAACUCAAGCCUUCGCUCUCCAGAGCUGAAGGAAAGCGAAGCUCUGCAUGUGAUGGGACAGAAACUCCAAAGCCAGCAUUGGGCUGAGCUUAGCUCUGUGCUCUGGGUCCUCCACUCAUGCAUUUCUGGUCCAGUAUGUAGGUAGAACUUCCAUUUCUAGUCCAGUACGUAGGUAGAACUUUCUCUCCAUCUCUUUCCUCCCUAUUUAAAGAAGGGAAAGGCCGUUGAGCUAGAGCAGAAGCCGUGCUCAAGCUGAGCUGGCAUGUCUCUCUGUAGGUGGGGUGAAUGCAAGGGGGAAGGGGAGCAGUUAGCAAAGCCUUGUCUCUGGUCUGCUUUGUUGUUAGACCAGCCACCAUCUUGAGCUCAGUCACGCAGGACAUGUCUUCCCCAGCACAGGUGAAACUCAGUGUGCCCAGUCCCACUUUCCAUUUCUGUAAGACAAUUUCCAAAGCUAUCGUGCAUCUCACUCUGCAGCAAAGCAGCAGUUUGAUUCAGCAUCCCUGGGAAAAACACUACUGCUCCUGGGUCUGGACCUCGUGUGGUGGGUGCCAUCCUAGGUCUUUACACCCUCCUCCAUCCUGCAGUGAGCUGUGUCUCCCAAUUCCACGUCCAGCUCCAGUCCCAGGAGAGCUUACCCUUGGUGGGUGGCAGUGCCAUGUCAAACCAUGAGAGAUCAGACUGUUAGAAACACCUAACAAGAGUCAGGUGAGGAGAAAUAGGGGGCUGAGCUCCUCUGCUGCCACUGUGUCCAGUGGGAUGCCUUUGCCAGCUGAGCUCAACCCUGUGCCUGUCUCCUUGGUAAAAAGACCAGGUGAACUAGUGUUUAUUUUAGUGCACAAAUAAGUUUCUUUUUUUUUGCUUUUUUGUCACUUCCAACAGUCUUACCUCUUUUUCAUAGAAUCAUAGAAUGGUUUGGG
Molecule: messenger RNA, 6440 nt
Organism: Calidris pugnax (ruff)
Lineage: Eukaryota; Metazoa; Chordata; Aves; Charadriiformes; Scolopacidae
Gene: PLD1
Product: phospholipase D1
Exons: 29
Coding region: 1470-4697 (1075 amino acids)
Biological process (GO): cell motility; intracellular signal transduction; phosphatidic acid biosynthetic process
Molecular function (GO): phosphatidylinositol binding; D-type glycerophospholipase activity
Source: RefSeq, a predicted model, not a curated record